AUGUCAACAGAGAAGGUGGUACUAUCAAAUACACGACGAGAUGCAAUCUUCAAACAACUAAAAACUAAAAAUGGAAAUAAUUAUUGUUUUGAAUGUGGAACUCCAAAUCCUUCUUGGGCAUCUGUUCCUUAUGGAAUUUUCAUUUGUAUUCAAUGUAGUGGUAAACAUCGUGGACUUGGUGUUCAUCUUUCAUUUGUACGUUCAAUUGACAUGGACACAUGGACAGAUAAACAAAUGAGCAAUAUGAUUAAUGGAGGAAAUGACAAGUUUAAGGCAUACUUAAAAUCAUGUAAAAUAAACAUGAAUGCACCAUGGAAUAUGAGAUAUGCUUUGCCACAAUGUGAACGAUAUAAGCAAAUGUUAAAAGACAUUGCGGAUGGAAAAGCUUCUCCAAAUUCAAUUCAAGUUACUAAAACUGCACCAACAAGUCCACCAACAACUUCUUCACCAAUUCAAUCAAAACCUAGUGUAGUUCUUUCUGCACCAACAAAACCAGUUGUAACAAAAGUAAAGAAAAGUGUUCAUCUUGCUGAAAAGAAAGGAAAUAGUACUUCUAUAGGUGAACCUAAAAAAGUUAAGAUAAUUGAAAAAGCAAAAACUCCUAACACAACAACUAUCUCAGACGAUGAAUGGGCAAAUGCUGCUUUAUCAAUCAAUUCUAGUACAAGUUCCCCAUUUCUUAAAUCAAAGAAAAGUCCAAUUGAAGAUGAAGAAGAUGAAUGGGAUACUUGGCAAUCACGACAACAAAAAGCUAAAACUCCAACUCUUGCUACUGACAAUUAA
Entamoeba dispar SAW760 is the source of this 783-nucleotide messenger RNA. RefSeq names its product arf GTPase-activating protein, putative. Gene Ontology annotation, molecular function: GTPase activator activity. NCBI's taxonomy places the organism in Eukaryota, Evosea, Mastigamoebida, Endamoebidae. Bases 1 to 783 code for a protein of 260 amino acids. The record is from RefSeq and is a predicted model, not a curated record. The transcript is spliced from 2 exons. Gene Ontology annotation, biological process: COPI coating of Golgi vesicle.